Messenger RNA from Somion occarium, 1574 nucleotides. Lineage: Eukaryota; Fungi; Basidiomycota; Agaricomycetes; Polyporales; Cerrenaceae. The record is from the annotation of a GenBank genome assembly.
CUAGGAUAGAUUACUGUGCAGUUGAAGGAUACAUUGUCAAUCGGAGGCAGGGAGACGAAUUGGGAAGCUCCUACGUGGUCGUCAUGGAAACAGCGGUUUUUGCUCAAUUAGGAAUCUAGGAUCAGUUUUGACCACCACGGGCGCUUGAAGUUUUCUCAACUAGUUCCUUUCAUUUGCUUUCUGAAAUGGCACACUUGGAGCCCAUACCUGCGAAUGCAAUAGCCACCGCUGUCCUUGCUGUAGCUGGAAUUUGCGACGGAUCAAUUCAGGACCUCCAAUUCAGUCGCGUCAAUCCAUUGCCACCGCCACCCUUUAUUAAAAAAGAAAGCUUUCAAUACACUCCUAUCAUCGGGCCUGAGGCUCCUCCACGCCUUGAAUCAAAUCUUCCUCCUCCCGGCAGUCUUUCUGCGCGAUUAGUACUAGGCGAAAGAAUCGGUGCAGGUGCUGUUGGAACUGUAUUCGAGGCAGAGAUCGACUAUGAGAACUCUAAUCCUGAGUUGAGAGAUUCGUUGCCUCCUCUUGUUGUCAAAAUCUCUCUCCCGCUCAAGAGUAAGAGGCUCAACUGGGAAGCAGCCUGCUAUGAGGACAUGGAGCCUCUUUACGGGGUUGUUGUCCCACGAUAUUAUGGUUUCUUUCAGCUGGAGAUACCAGCUAACCUGGAUUUCAAGUACUGGCAUGGCGAAGAGGUUUAUAAUUCAUCGACAGAAGACGAAGAGUUUGACGAUGAUCCAACGCUCCCUCGUACAGUCUCACUUCUCAUUUUGGAACGCGUUAGAGGACCACUCCCCGUAGGUCGGCCGUUGCGCGACGUUGUUAGGGAGGAUUUGCUUGACAUGUACAGUGAUCUAUCCCGUUUGAGCAUUCUUCAUAAGGACGUUCGAUAUCCCAACAUCCUUCGCGCCCCCAAGACGGGAUUUCCGGGACUGCCUUCCCCGUAUACGGGACGAACUUACAGAGCCCAUCAAAGCUAUGUUGAUCAUAUGCUUCACAUGACUAUCAUUGCUUCAGACAGGUCUGAUGACGAACCCAAAUUGCUCAUGCACCAAUAUCGACUUGUACUUCCCGGACCCCGGUCGGCUUCACAUUCUCACCAAACUGUCCUUCGUAUCCUCAGGCGGAGCGAUUGUGUUCCCUCUAUGACUUGAUUUCUUCGGUUUCAGUAAUAAUAGGUACAAUUGAUAUUCACACGCUCUUCGACGCAGUUGAAGUCUUCACGUUUGAGGACGCAUCAUGGAUGUUCUUGUGAAUUUUCAGGUGCGUACAUUCGACACAUUUCUGCUGUCUGCCCGGUCUGCUGCUCGCUUACUCGUGAAGACGGUCUCACGUCUGUUCUCGUCCUGUAACUUUGAUAGUGAUUUCUAUUAGACGUUGUUGUAUGUCGUCGAUAGUCAUGGCUCCAUAUGAUGUCUUUACAUUACCGUUACUGUGCAUUCUGAAUCUCUUGAGACUAGUACCUGUCCGAUUAUUACAAGCCAUCGCCUGCAAAAGCCUACGCCCGGUCACGGACGUUAAUUAUUGGCUGUGUAUGGUAGUGAGGACCACCAAGUUAUGUUGAAGAAAGAACACCUUUCGUG